Cololabis saira (Pacific saury) is the source of this 646-nucleotide messenger RNA. RefSeq names its product molybdopterin synthase catalytic subunit. NCBI's taxonomy places the organism in Eukaryota, Metazoa, Chordata, Actinopteri, Beloniformes, Belonidae. Bases 135 to 617 code for a protein of 160 amino acids. Gene Ontology annotation, molecular function: molybdopterin synthase activity. The transcript has 5 exons. Gene Ontology annotation, biological process: Mo-molybdopterin cofactor biosynthetic process. Gene Ontology annotation, cellular component: cytosol. The record is from RefSeq and is a predicted model, not a curated record.
UCAGACUGACUGUGCUGCGAGGUCAGGUGGUGUUGGCGGUGCGUCAGCAGUACGUCGUCAUCGGCGACCAGGUGGUGACUCUGGCAGACGGGGACGAGGUUGCCGUGGUGCCGCCGCUCAGUGGAGGUUAGGAGAUGUGUGAGCAGCAGAGGGACGUCUUCAGGCUGAGCCAUGACAAGCUGUCGGUGCAGGAGGUGGCGGACGCCGUCAACAGCGCCUCCUGUGGAGCCGUUUCCAUGUUCAUAGGUACGACUCGAGAGGACAUGGUGGACAGCAAGAAGGUGGUUGGACUGGAGUAUGAGGCAUACGAGCCCAUGGCCCAAUCAGAGUUCAGCAGGCUGUGUGAUGACAUCAGAGCACGCUGGCCGAACGUGAAGCACGUCUGCAUCCACCACAGACUGGGGUGGGUGAAGGUGGGCGAGGCCAGCGUUGUCAUGGCGAUCUCGUCGCCGCACCGCAGUGACGGUCAGCAGGCGAUUCAGCAGGCCAUCAGCCAGCUGAAGGCCAGCGUUCCCAUCUGGAAGAAGGAAGUGUACGAUGACCAGGACUCCAGCUGGAAGGAGAACCAAGAGUGCUGCUGGUCCAGUCACGCCGUCCAGACCAAACCUGCUGUCUGAGUGCAAUUUCAAUAAAAACUGUGAGAAAA